CUCCUCCCCACCCCCCACUCCCCACCCAACCCUCACCUCAUCUCUCGACCAAACCAUACACACCAUGUCGAAGCAGUGCUACGCCACAACCUCCCCCUUCGAGGCCCUCAUCGGCUACUACCGUGCCGUCCGCCACGGCCAACACAUCUUCGUCUCCGGCACAACCGCCGUCGACCCCACCCAAAGCAUCCCGCAGAUUCUCUUCCCGGGCGACGCAAAGCAACAAACCCGCGUGGCGCUGGAAGAAUGCAUCAAAGCCGUCAAGGCCAUGGGCGGACGCGGGCCCGAAGACAUCGUGCGCGUGAAGAUGUUCGUCAGUCGGCAUGAGGACUGUCAGGCUGUUGGAGAGGGGUUCAAGGAGGUCCUGGGCAAGGAGAAUGCUAGCGGGAGCGACACUCCGAUUGGUGCGGCCGCGACCAUGAUUGUGGUGCACAACGGAUUCAUCGACCCCAACAUGCUGGUCGAGAUCGAGGUGGAUGCUAUUGCGGCGGAGUAGUUGGUGUAAUUGGAGGGCUGUAUUGGAUGCAUAGCGCGUCUGUCGUGCAAGGCUGCGGAAAGCCAGGGAUCGUUGUAUCGUCAUGGAAGUGUAUAUACAAGCCGAACAGGCUGUGGCGGAACGUCCGGGAUCAUUGUAUCAUCAUUAGAAAUUUAUGUAUGCUAAGAAGACUCAAAUCGAAACACUGG
Aspergillus uvarum CBS 121591 is the source of this 684-nucleotide messenger RNA. Its product is annotated as YjgH family protein. The record is from RefSeq and is a predicted model, not a curated record. Lineage: Eukaryota; Fungi; Ascomycota; Eurotiomycetes; Eurotiales; Aspergillaceae. The transcript has a single exon. Bases 65 to 496 code for a protein of 143 amino acids.